Mercenaria mercenaria is the source of this 2346-nucleotide messenger RNA. Its product is annotated as annexin A13-like. The coding region runs from base 115 to 1089 and encodes 324 amino acids. The record is from RefSeq and is a predicted model, not a curated record. Gene Ontology annotation, cellular component: cytoplasm. NCBI's taxonomy places the organism in Eukaryota, Metazoa, Mollusca, Bivalvia, Venerida, Veneridae. The transcript is spliced from 9 exons. Gene Ontology annotation, molecular function: calcium-dependent phospholipid binding; calcium ion binding.
CCGUAAAGGUAUGUAAAUACCUGUGGUCACGUGAUUUACCGUCUAGCUAGGUGUGUCGUAGGAUUCAACCGGUCUCUUUCGUACGGAUAAUCUUUCAAGGUUUUAUACAGCAAAAUGGCAACAAUCGCAGGCGAUUUCAACUUUACUGAUGAAGAGGCCAAAGUAUGUGCUGAAAAACUGAAGGAUGCAAUGGACGGCUUUGGUACAAAUGAAGCGGAUAUAGUAGAAGUCCUGGUGACACACAACAAUGAGCAGAGACAAGCAAUUGCUGAAACUUAUAGAGUAGCUUAUGGCAAGCCACUUAUUGAAGACUUGAUUUCGGAGUUAACUGGAGACUUGGAAGAGGUCGUAUGUGCCUUGAUGACCAAACCACGGGAAUACGAUGCAAAAAUGCUGCAUGAUGCAAUAUGUGGUGCCGGCACAGAUGAAUACACAUUAAUUGGAAUACUUUGUACAAGAACCAAUGAAGAAAUUGAACAAAUUAAGGAAGCCUACACCACACUUUAUGAAGCUGAUUUGGUAGAAGAUAUACAAGGAGACACCAGUGGCUAUUUUGGGCGCAUGUUGUAUUCUCUUGCACAAGCAGGACGUCAGGACUGUGACUCUGAUGAUGACCUUGCAGAUGAAGAGGCACAGAAACUCAUUGAUGCUGGUGUAGGACAACUUGGCACUGAUGAAUGUGAUUUCAACUCGGUCCUGUGUUUGAGCAGUUAUCGUCAGCUGAAAAAAGUGUUUGAAAAGUACCAAGAGAAAAGAGAGGGCAAAAGCAUUGAGGAGGACAUUGAUUCUGAAAUGGGCUCAGAUCUGAAGGAUGGCUAUCUUGCUAUAGUGAAAGUUACCAAAGAUAAAGAGGGUUAUUUUGCGGAGAGGCUGCACAAAGCAAUGAAAGGUUGGGGUACUGAUGACAGUGAACUUAUCCGACUAAUUUGCUCGCACGCUGAGACUGACUUACUGUGGAUAGCAGAAAGAUACAAAGAAAUGUUUGAAGGUGCCGACCUGUUUGAAAAUGUGAAAGAUGAAUGUGGAGGAUAUUACAAAAGCGUGUUACUGUCCCUCAUUGCAGGAAGAUAUGUUUCAAAGGAUGAAUAAUAAUUCUAAUUCUUUAUGAAAGUCAUACAAAGUUCCUUUUUAUGUGAAGUUUAAAAGAAAUUAUAAGAAACCAAAUGGGGUACUUGAAAGAACAUCAUGCUGUAUGGAACCUUAAUGAAAGUUUCAGAGUAUCAAGUGCUAUAUUUGUUUUGGGUGAAAGUAAAUGGUUUUUGUUUUUGAGUUGUUUUUUUUACACUUAAACAUAGAAAUAAAAUUUGUAUGUCUUUACCUUAAACAACAAAAAUGCAAAACUGUCCUUUCAUUUUAUUAUUUGUUAGAAAUACCAUAUAAGUGAAAAAGUUCACGAUGCGGAAAUGUUAGCGAAUUUUGCAAAAUCAAGAAAUUCUCAAAAAUUUCAGUCGACGUAAAUUUCCAUGUGCACCAAGACACAUCAUUAUAUUCGAGUAAAGAUAAACAGACUGAGCUUUUGCUCUUCAUUUUUUGGCAGUUCGCAAAUAUUUCGACUCCUAAAACAUCUGGAAUUAGCUAACAUUUUAACUCACGAAUAUAUCCACUUAUAUAGUAGCUUGCAUCAAACAGACACAUAUAUUAUUAUAGGUAAAUAAAUUAUAUAUAUAUAAUUAUAUAUACAAAGAAAUUAGUUAGGAAAUCUAUUCACCAGAACUGUGAUACAUGCUAAUCUUUUUUUUACCCGGUAUUAUGCCAAAUUCAAGUAAAUGUUAAAUGAAGCAUAAAGGUGAUCAUAUAAUAUCAUGCUUAAAUAUGUUACUAGAAGAAAGGUUAAAUGCUCACUUGAAAAUAUAAAACAUACUAAAAAUCAGCUUUAAAUUCCGAAGUGAAGAGAAUGAGAAAGAAAGAGAUACUAUAAGAAGGCAAUUGUUCAUCAACCUAGGUAUUUUUUUCUGCUGUAGUGUUGCACUCCAUUUUCUAUUACAUUUUGCAUGUAGUUCAUUUAAAAUUGCACAACUGUAUCUUGUAGAAUAUUUUGCACUGACUGAAAAUGAGAUUUGACAUUCAGAGUUCAGAGGAAUUAUAAUGCUCUUGGAAACAUAAACACUUGAAAGGACUGGCUACGUAAUACAGUAUAUGAUCUGCCGUUCUUAAAAGUUUGCAUAUUUGUAUCAACUAAACCUCUAACAUAACAUUUUUAUAUUUUUCUACAACCACCUAGACACUAACUGUAAAAUCCUGAUCAGUAGAUAAAUUUCUGGUGUUAAAACUACAACAAUCAAUUUUGAAAAUGUCUCUUGAUAUCGAUUAUUGCAAUAAAAAAAAAUUUAAAAAACUAUUCUAGUU